This is a messenger RNA of Chrysoperla carnea, 810 nucleotides long. RefSeq names its product leucine-rich repeat-containing protein 40-like. The transcript is spliced from 2 exons. Lineage: Eukaryota; Metazoa; Arthropoda; Insecta; Neuroptera; Chrysopidae. Bases 1 to 810 code for a protein of 269 amino acids. The record is from RefSeq and is a predicted model, not a curated record. Gene Ontology annotation, molecular function: protein binding.
AUGUUUAAAACAUUUUUAAGUACAUGCCGUUUAACUCAUUUAACCGUGGCCGAUUGUAAAUUUGAUUGUAAGAAUACAUUAAAAACAUUAAUUGCACAUAAUUUAUAUUUAUCUGCUUUACCUGAUAAUAUAAAUGAGUUAAGCGCUUUAAAUUGUAUCAACAUUGCCUUUAAUAAUUUACAUUGGUUACCGGAAAAUUUUACUUUAUUAAAAAAUUUACGAAUAUGCGAUGCCUCAAAUAAUGUUCUUUCAUAUUUCCCACUAAAUUUUCUACAAUUAAAUUCAUUAUCUGAAUUAUAUCUAGCUCAUAAUUGUUUAACAGUUUUACCUAAUUUAAUAGAAUUAAAAAAUUUACGGGUAUUAGAUUUAUAUAACAAUAGUUUAGAAACGAUUGAUAAACAAUUAAUUGAUUCUAUGUUAGAAAUCGACUUCGAUUUAAACUAUAUUGAAUAUGAUGACUGUGAUUUAAUAUUAAAGAAAAAAGUUAGAUUACGCGAACGUUUAAAUUUAACUCGACUAGAUGGACAAAAAAGUAAGCCUACUCCAAGUAUUGAAACGAAUAGUGUAACAAGUCAAUCGUGGGAGGAUCAUGAAAGCGAUGAUUAUUUGGAGGAUGAUCAAAUUGUUGAAUAUAUUGAAAGAGAUACAAAAUCAGAGUCUGAUGUAGAAAUUUGGGAUGAUGUAAAUUAUUUAGAUGAUAAUUUUUUACCUUCUCCAAUAUCUAUUCAGCCUCGGUUCGAGAAAUUAAAAUUAUCAUCAUCACCGGUUUAUGAAUAUGAUUUGUAUGAAAUUUUUAAAGAUGCAGAUUAA